CAAUUGCGGCACCGUCGCGAGCCGAUCUGUCUCUCACUUCCAUCUCGCCUCCGCGGCGCGAAACCCUAGGUUCGCGACGCCAUGCCGGCCUCUGGGUCGCCCCGUGAUGGUCGAGGCGCCGAGGAGGAUGAGGCGGCGCGCAGCGGCAGCAAGUCGCUAGACGCUGAAUGCAACGACCGCUCAAAGGGGAGCCGGAACCGGGACCACCGCGGCAAGUCCAAGCGGCGAGAGGAGGAGGAGAGCGAGUCCUCCGGAGAGGACUCCAGCGAGCGACGGAAACGGCGUAGAAAGGAGAAAGAGCGCCGGCACAGGCGCCGGCGCCGCAGCAACAGUGAGAGCUCGGGCUCGUCGUCAGAGUCGGAGUCCGAGUCGUCGUACUCGGGGUCCAGCGUGGAGUCUGAGAGCGAGUCGGAGUUGGAUUCGGAGGAGGAGAGGCGGAGGCGGCGGCGCAAGAGGAGGAAGGAAAGGGAGGAUGAGGAGAGAAGGCGGAGGAAGAAGGAGAAGGAGAGGAGAAAGAGGAAGGAGAAGGAGAAGGAGAGGGAGAGGAGGAAGAAGAGGAAGGAGGGGAAGAAGAAUUUGGGGAAGAAGGGCGCUGUGACCAACUCGUGGGGGAAAUAUGGCAUCAUCCGUGAGCUCGAUAUGUGGAGCAAGCGGCCAGAGUUCACUGCAUGGCUAUCAGAAGUCAAGCAGGUUAAUUUGGAGGCAUUGUCAAAUUGGGAAGAGAAGCAAAUGUUCAAGGAAUUCAUGGAGGAUCACAAUACAGCCACGUUUCCAUCAAAAAAAUAUUAUAAUUUAGAUGCUUACCAUCACAAAGCAAUGGAGAAAGAGAAAAAGAAGGGUUUAAAAAUGAUUGUGACAGAACGCACUGUAUUUAAUGAUGAGGAACAGCGACGACUAGAAUUGUUGAAGGAGCGUGAGCGCCGAAAGGAGGAAGAAGUGGAAGCUUUAAAACGCUCUAUGCAAGCUGGACUGGCUCAAGACAUGAAGGAGCAGGCCCGUCUACGCGAAGAAAUGAACUACCAAUACAGGUUGGGCAAUUUUCAGGCUGCAGCUGCAAUCCAGAAAAGAUUGGAUCCUGAUGCUCCCUUGCAGUAGCCGGUUCGUGGAUAGCCCAAUUCCCUGCAGUUAUUCCUUGGCUUUCCUGGACACUGUAGGACGACGAGCAUACCUUAGCAUAUUGAACGGCUGCUAGCUACUACGAUGUUUUUUUUAUAUAGUGUGCCAGAUGCUACUUUUGUAUUGUAUCGGCAGAAUUUUGAAUUCCAGUUAUUCAGACUCAGUUGUUUGUU
Molecule: messenger RNA, 1289 nt
Organism: Zea mays
Lineage: Eukaryota; Viridiplantae; Streptophyta; Magnoliopsida; Poales; Poaceae
Product: OSJNBa0074L08.19-like protein
Exons: 8
Coding region: 82-1095 (337 amino acids)
Source: RefSeq, marked predicted